This is a messenger RNA of Oppiella nova, 543 nucleotides long. NCBI's taxonomy places the organism in Eukaryota, Metazoa, Arthropoda, Arachnida, Sarcoptiformes, Oppiidae. The record is from the annotation of a GenBank genome assembly.
UCAAACCCGAGAAUAUUCUGUUCGACAAGAAUCAUAGGAUCAAACUGAUUGACUUCGGACUCGCCGCUCACUGUCGGAAUGUGGACGACUCUCAGCUGCAUCUCAAGACGUGUUGCGGGAGUCCGGCCUACGCGGCACCGGAACUGCUUAAGAAUCAGAGCUACUCGGGUCCGGCGGUGGACGUGUGGAGCGCCGGCGUUUUGCUCUAUUGCCUACUUGUGGGCCAAUUACCGUUUGAGUCAACGAACCUACCGGCGCUUUACAAAAAGAUUAUGUCCGGCGUGUAUUCAAUGCCCCAACACUUGUCGGCCGACGCCAAACAACUCAUCAGAUCUAUGCUCCAAACGGAUCCCAAAGUGAGAGCCACGAUAUCCGACAUUAUGAACCAUCAAUGGUUAAGAGUGGAUACAAACUCGGAGUUUGAUUUGGCAGAUAUACCAGUGAAUCCCACGCACAGUGAAGUGCUGGAAGUGUGUCAGGUGUUGAAGUUCCCGAGAGUGUCGCCCAUUGUGUUGGAGCGACAAAUCCUGUGCGACUUUGGCU